AUGAGCCACCAUAAAGCAAUGUUUUAUCUGUUUCUUAUAUUGGUAACAAUGAAAAUAUGUUACGGUGGAGGGGCAUUCAAUUGUGCUAAAUAUGGUAAACCUUGUGGUACUGCUAAAGAAUGUUGUGGUUUUGAUUAUGAGCCUAAAUGUGUUCUUUGCUAUCCUCGUUAUCUUUUUUUUGGCACUAAAAUUUGUGGUCGUCCUAAGCAUGAUCCUCCUGGUGGGAAAAGUUGUCAUCGAGAAGAUCGUCGUUAUGGUUGUGGCGGCGAUGGUUAUCGUUGUGGUCGUAAAUGA
Adineta steineri is the source of this 294-nucleotide messenger RNA. The record is from the annotation of a GenBank genome assembly. Lineage: Eukaryota; Metazoa; Rotifera; Eurotatoria; Adinetida; Adinetidae.